GAGUUAUCUCAGUUGUGGCAGAUUUCAUGAAGCUCUGAUCCAAGAUGUAUGUGACCCUAAAAAGAUGGAGUCUCCUGCCCUUUGCCACCAUCCUCCUGUCCAUCCAUCCCACACUAACUGCAGUGGUGAAUUCAAUGGCUGACUGUCCUGGGUUUCUUCUUGAUGAAAAAACACCAAAUGUCCCCGACGUCUUGGAGAACGGGACGAUCCUGGACCAGAACCGAUAUAAAGUCAUUUGCCAGAUCUUCAAUAACAAGGAUCAGUUUGUGACGCUCUACGACACCAGCAACAAGAUACCAGUGUUUUCUGCUUUCAAGUACAGAGGGACAGAUGGAAAAAAGAGCAAUAGACCACAUCGUUGGAUGAUGGAGCCAGAGCUCGAGCCGACGGCAAACCCCAUCAACAUGAGGAACGAUGCAAACCAAUACCAGGCCAGUAACUUUGAUUAUUGCUCCAGUGAAAAUAAGUAUAAUAGGGGCCAUUUAUUUCCAAUGAGUUAUGGAUAUGAUGCAAAUGAUAAAGACUCCACAUUCACUUUGACAAACAUUGUUCCACAAGUGAAGACUUUCAAUGGUGGCAGCUGGGCAAAAAUGGAAGAAUGUGUCAAAUGCAUCCUGAACGAAUACUGCAUCAACAAUAAUAAUCUCCCCGAAGGCUUUGUAGUUACCGGAGCCAAGCCCAGCAACAACAUGCAACUAAACAACAGGGUGAAUAUACCAUCCCUUCUCUGGUCAGCAUUCUGCUGUUACAAUCACAGAAUGGAGAAGUAUGUGGCGGCUGCAUACUGGGGCGACAAUGUUCAUGAAGAACUUAAUUCCAAAACACUUGAGCAAAAGACUUUGGCCGAACUUCAUGAACAUCUGGGAAUUGAGGUGUUUCCUGGAACACAGUGUCCUCUUCAUGAAACUGGCCUACAAGAGGAACAAAGUACAAGAAGUAGAAGAGGUAUUUCUGCUUCUUCUUCUCUUUACCAAUGUCUUCCCCAAACAUCUUCCCCUCCCACUACCACACCUAGCUUUCCCUCUUCCACCUUGAGCACCACUUUAUCUACAACUACAGACAAAACAACAACAGUCCCAACAACCACAACAACAACCACCACCACAAUGACAAAGAAAAAGGAAAAGGAAAAUAAAGAUAAUCCUGCUUUACGUGCUUUAGGAGGUGCUUUAGUAGGUGCUUUAGUAGGUGCUAUAGGAAGUGCUUUAGGUGCUUUAGGAGGUGCUUUAGGUGCUUUAGGAGGUGCUUUAGGAGGUGCUUUAGGAGGUGCUUUAGGAAGUGCUUUAGGUGCUUUAGGAGCUUUAGGAGGUGCUUUAGGAAGUGCUUUAGGUGCUUUAGUAGGUGCUUUAGUAAGUGCUUUAGUAGGUGCUAUAGGAAGUGCUUUAGGUGCUUUAGGAGGUGCUUUAGGUGCUUUAGGAAGUGCUUUAGGUGCUUUAGGAGCUUUGGGAGGUGCUUUAGGAAGUGCUUUAGGUGCUUUAGUAGGUGCUUUAGGGGGUGCUUUAGGAGGUGCUUUAGGGGGUGCUUUAGGAAGUGCUUUAGGUGCUUUAGGAGCUUUAGGAGGUGCUUUAGGAAGUGCUUUAGGAGCUUUAGUAGGUACUUUAGGAAGUGCUUUAGGAGCUUUAGUAGGUGCUUUAGGAAGUGCUUUAGGAGCUUUAGGAGGUGCUUUUGGUGCUUUAGUAGGUGCUUUAGGAAGUGCUUUAGGAAGUGCUUUAGGUGCUUUAGGAAGUGCUUUUGAUGCUUUAGUAGGUGCUUUAGUAGGUGCUUUAGGAAGUGCUUUAGGAAUUGCUUUAGGAAGUGCUUUAGGAAGUGCUUUAGGAAGUGCUUUUGUUGCUUUAGGAAGUGCUCUAGGUGCUUUAGGAAGUGCUUUAGGUGCUUUAGGAAGUGCUUUAGUUGCUUUAGGUGUUUUAGGUGCUUUAGGUGCUUUAGGUGCUUUGGGAGGUGCUAUAGGUGCUUUAGGAAGUGCUUUAGGAGCUUUAGUAGGUGCUUUAGGAAGUGCUUUAGGAACUUUAGUAGGUGCUUUAGGAAGUGCUUUAGGAGCUUUAGGACGUGCUUUUGGUGCUUUAGUAGGUGCUUUAGGAAGUGCUUUAGGUGCUUUAGGAAGUGCUUUUGAUGCUUUAGUAGGUGCUUUAGUAGGUGCUUUAGGAAGUGCUUUCGGUGCUUUAGGUGCUUUAGGAGGUGCUUUAGG
This is a messenger RNA of Gymnodraco acuticeps, 2185 nucleotides long. RefSeq lists its product as uncharacterized. The record is from RefSeq and is a predicted model, not a curated record. Lineage: Eukaryota; Metazoa; Chordata; Actinopteri; Perciformes; Bathydraconidae. Gene Ontology annotation, molecular function: metal ion binding; nucleic acid binding; hydrolase activity.